AUGGCCAAAAUUUUGAGAAAACCAGAAUUGGCUGGUCGGUUGGUGACAUGGACAAUUGAAUUAUCCCAAUAUGACAUCCAUUUCGAGAACCGAUGCCCCCUUAAAGCCCAGCUGCUAGCCGACUUCAUCAACAAGUUUACGACACAACAUAAUACCAUUUCAGACAUGUGGAACCUGCACGUUGAUGGAUCAUCAAAUCAAUCAGGCAGUGGAGCGGGGGUCAUUCUUGAAGGACCGAAUGCGUUCGCCAUUGAACAGUCUAUCCGGUUCGGAUUUAAGGCAUCCAACAAUCAAGCCGAAUAUGAAGCUUUACUUGCCGGUCUCAGGCUAGCAAGGGAAAUGGGAGUUAAACGCAUUACUGCUUGGAGUGAUUCAAAAAUUGUAACCGAACAAGUGAACGAUAUCUAUCAGAUCAGGGACUCGGUCAUGCUUAAAUAUUACCAGGAGGUUAAGAAAAUAAAAACCGAGUUUGAGGAGGUAUGCAUUCGGUACACACCCCAAAACAUGAACGCACGAGCCAACAGGCUAGCUAGGCUGGCUAGCCAACGGAAACCAGGGCAGCUGCAGAGCAUGGUUCACCAACAAAUCCCCCAACCUAGUAUCACCAAGCAAGAAUGCAUGGACAUAGAAAAUUCGUCUCAUAAUUGGAUGACCCCUCUUGUCCGAUACCUCACUGAUGGCAGUCUCCCGCAGGACGCAGCAGCAACUAGGAAGAUUAAAGCACAUGCAGCCAAAUACCUUCUUCUCGGCAAAGAAUUGUAUCGAAGAGGAAUUUCUACCCCCAUGCUUAAAUGCCUAGAAGACGAUCAAGCUAAGUACGUGAUGAGAGAAAUCCAUGAAAGUAUUUGUGGAACCCAUUCGGGCGGACGAACUAUGGCAGCCAAAGUGCUCAGGGCCGGAUACUACUGGCCAACAAUAACUCAAGACUGUCAGUUGUUUGUAAAAAGAUGCAUUCCCUGUCAACAACACGGCCCUCACCUGCGCCAACACGCCGAUACCCUUCGGCACAUUAGCGCUCCUUGGCCCUUCGCUAUUUGGGGAAUGGACCUCCUCGGUCCUUUUCCCUUAGCAAAAGGGCAAUGUAAAUUUCUCCUCGUCGCCGUGGACUACUUUACCAAAUGGAUUGAGGCCGAACCCCUAGCAUCGAUCACGGCCCAUAACGUACAAAAAUUCACUUGGAAAAACAUCAUAACACGGUUCGGUCUCCCUCAUGCACUAAUUACAGAUAAUGGGCUUCAGUUUGCAAAUCGGCGAUUCAACGAGUUCUUGGCAGGCCUGCAUAUCAAACAUAGAGUUACAUCUGUUGAACAUCCAUAG
Abrus precatorius (Indian licorice) is the source of this 1317-nucleotide messenger RNA. RefSeq lists its product as uncharacterized. The transcript has a single exon. The coding region runs from base 1 to 1317 and encodes 438 amino acids. The record is from RefSeq and is a predicted model, not a curated record. NCBI's taxonomy places the organism in Eukaryota, Viridiplantae, Streptophyta, Magnoliopsida, Fabales, Fabaceae. Gene Ontology annotation, biological process: DNA integration. Gene Ontology annotation, molecular function: RNA-DNA hybrid ribonuclease activity; nucleic acid binding.